This is a messenger RNA of Trypanosoma conorhini, 360 nucleotides long. RefSeq lists its product as uncharacterized. The transcript has a single exon. Bases 1 to 360 code for a protein of 119 amino acids. NCBI's taxonomy places the organism in Eukaryota, Euglenozoa, Kinetoplastea, Trypanosomatida, Trypanosomatidae. The record is from RefSeq and is a predicted model, not a curated record.
AUGCAUGACAUUAAAAAAAGAAUCGUGGGCACUCCGCGACUUGCCUCGGCACGGGUGCGGCGUCACACGGUUGUUGUGCGCUGCUGCUUCCGGCUGGCGCAGGCGUCGAGGUGGGCCGUUUUUUUUCUUCUCUUGCUCGCAUUCGCCGAGGGUUUGCUCCAACGCAUUGGUGCCUGCACGGACACUGCCUCGUUGCGGGGUGACGCCUUUGAAGAGGAGAGCAGUGCGCCUUGGCGCGGCAAUUGGAAGUAUUAUUUUGUGUCCUCUUUUUGGCGUCCACGGCACGGAUGCGUCUUGAGCACACGUGCGGUUACAGGGCAUCUCCGCGCGGAUGGCGGUGUCGCGCGGUCUUUACUUUAG